AUGGCAAGAGUUAUUCCUACUGACAUUAUCAUAGAAAUACUCCUUCAUUUACCAGUUAAAUCUCUUCUACGUUUCAAGUGUGUUAGUAAAUCUUGGAAGACCCUAAUAACCAGCCCUAAGAUGUCUGUUGGAGCUCUUGUUAACAACCAUCUUUUACAUUGGAUUGUACAUCUACGUGAAUCUUAUAAGAUAAUAAUUGCAUGUUUUGAUCUUUGCACGGAUGAAUGGAGUUUGAUUAGUGUUCCUGAUGAAAGAGACUUUCAAGUGCAGCUUCUUCGUCGUAAAUUAAGUGUCCAUGAAAAUGGAUGUUUAUGUUUAUCAAUUGUUCAUUGUCAAGAUUUGGUAGAUGUAUGGAUACUCAAGGAUUACGCGGUGAAAGAAUCUUGGGUUAAGAUUAGAGUGUCAAGAAAUUAUCCUUUGAUUUUGAGAUAUCGUUGUUUUCAUUACAACAAAGAGUUGUUUUCAUGUUUACAUGAUUUGCAUGUAUCUGAAAAGUGGUAUGCUGAAAUUUGUACGGGAAGUCUUGUCACACUUCCAUAUGUCCACAAGCUAAAGUUUAGUUGGAAGCAUCGGUUAAGUAAAGCCUUCUCUUGUCUUACCACUUAG
Molecule: messenger RNA, 606 nt
Organism: Beta vulgaris subsp. vulgaris (sugar beet)
Lineage: Eukaryota; Viridiplantae; Streptophyta; Magnoliopsida; Caryophyllales; Amaranthaceae
Product: putative F-box protein At5g62060
Exons: 2
Coding region: 1-606 (201 amino acids)
Molecular function (GO): protein binding
Source: RefSeq, a predicted model, not a curated record